AUGUUAUGUGCAGUCGCGCUGGAUGCAAAUAACCAUCUAUAUCUAGUUGCAUUUGGUAUUUUGGAUAGUGAGAAUCAUGAUUCUUGGAAGUAUUUCAUGUCAAAGCUAAAGGAAGCGAUUGGGGAAGUCGAGGACCUGGCGUUUGUAUCUGACAGGUAUGCAAGUAUUACACAUGCCUUGGAAACUAUUUUCCCCGAUGCUUAUCACGGUGCUUGCUACCACCACAUUAGUAUGAAUGUGGUUGCUAAAUUCAAGACUGAUCAUUGUCAUGUGUUGAUGUAUAAUGCAGCAUAUGCUUUUAGGAAUUCCGAGUUCCACGUUAACUUCAAAAAAAUCAAAUCAAAAGACCCAGCAAUUGCUCAAUACCUAGAAGGUAUGAGUUUUGAUAAGUGGUCCUGUGCUUACUUUCCUGGAAAUAGGUAUAAUAUAAUGACAAGCAAUUACGCUGAAAGUUUCAACAAUAAGACCCGGGACGCUAGGAGCUUUCUGAUAACUACAUUCGUCGAAUUUAUUCGCUUCACACUACAGUCCUGGUUCUGUGAUAGGAGAGAAACUAGUGAGAAGACAACUACAACUCUUGCACCGACCUAUGCGAAAAAUUUGGUGGAUAUGGCUGAGAAAGCUCGAUUCUUGAUUCCUUAUGCAAUAGGGAGGCAUGGGUUCCAUGUGUUAGAUGGUGAGCUGAAUGGUGAAGUCGACCUCCUGAAUAAGACAUGCACAUGCGACGUGUUUCAAAUUAUUGGUAUCCCAUGUGCUCAUGCACUAUCUGGAUCCCUUAAGCGAGGGAAAAACCCGGUUGGUCGUCCAAAGAAGAAACAAGGUAGGCCUAAGACAAAACGCCAUCCUUCCAAUGAAGAUAAAUUGGUUGUUCAACGCAAGUGCAACACUUGUGGAGGUCUAGGCCAUAAUAGGGCAACUUGUAAAGUUUGUGUUUGA
Molecule: messenger RNA, 936 nt
Organism: Humulus lupulus (European hop)
Lineage: Eukaryota; Viridiplantae; Streptophyta; Magnoliopsida; Rosales; Cannabaceae
Exons: 3
Coding region: 1-936 (311 amino acids)
Molecular function (GO): zinc ion binding
Source: RefSeq, a predicted model, not a curated record